Messenger RNA from Phodopus roborovskii (desert hamster), 1473 nucleotides. It is a transcript of the gene Slc46a1, whose product is annotated as solute carrier family 46 member 1. Gene Ontology annotation, molecular function: transmembrane transporter activity. Gene Ontology annotation, cellular component: plasma membrane. The transcript has 5 exons. NCBI's taxonomy places the organism in Eukaryota, Metazoa, Chordata, Mammalia, Rodentia, Cricetidae. Gene Ontology annotation, biological process: transmembrane transport. The record is from RefSeq and is a predicted model, not a curated record. The coding region runs from base 2 to 1381 and encodes 459 amino acids.
CAUGGAGGGGCGCGUGAGCCCCGUGGGCUCGUCCCACAGCAUCCCCGCCGCGGGCGUGCUGUUCCGUGGCCCCGUAGAGCCUGUCGUCUUCCUGGCCAACUUUGCUCUGGUCCUGCAAGGCCCGCUCACCACGCAGUACCUGUGGCACCGAUUCAGCACUGAGCUUGGCUACAAUGGCACCCGCCACCGGGGGAACUGCGGGAACCAGAGCGCGGACCCCAUCAUGAAGGAAGUGGAGACCCUGACUUCCCACUGGACCCUCUACAUGAACGUGGGAGGCUUUCUGGUGGGACUUUUCUGGUCCACCCUUCUGGGAGCCUGGAGUGACCGCGUGGGUCGCCGCCCACUGCUGGUGCUGUCCUCUCUUGGCCUGCUGGUCCAGGUCGUGGUGUACAUCUUUGUGGUGCAGCUACAACUGCACGUCGGCUUCUUCGUGCUUGGCAGAGUUCUUUGUGCCCUUCUAGGAGACUUCAAUGGCCUCCUGGCCGCUAGCUUUGCCUCUGUGGCAGAUGUCAGCUCUAAUCACAGUCGCACCUUCCGCAUGGCUCUGCUGGAAGCAUGCAUUGGUGUGGCUGGGACCCUGGCAAGCCUUCUCGGGGGUCAUUGGCUCCGGGCCCAGGGUUAUGCCAACCCCUUCUGGCUGGCUUUGGCCCUGCUGAUCGUCAUGACCCUGUAUGCAGCAUUCUGUUUUGGUGAAACAGUAAAGGAGCCAAAGUCCACCAGGCUUUUCACUCUCCACCAUCACCGAGCCAUUGUCAAGCUGUAUGUGGUCCCAGACCCAGAGAAGUCCAGGAAGCAUAUAGCCCUGUACUCAUUGGCCAUCUUCGUUGUGAUCACUGUGCAUUUUGGAGCUCAAGACAUCCUGACACUCUAUGAGCUGAGCACGCCCCUCUGCUGGGACUCCAAGCUGGUUGGCUAUGGCUCCGCAGCCCAGCAUCUACCCUACCUCACUAGCCUGGUAGGCCUAAAACUUCUGCAGUACUGCCUGGCAGACACCUGGGUGGCUGAGAUUGGCCUGUCCUUCAAUAUCCUGGGCAUGGUAGUCUUUGCAUUUGCUACGACCACACCCCUCAUGUUUACAGGGUAUGGGUUGCUUUUCCUGUCAUUGGUCACUACACCUAUCAUCCGGGCCAAGCUCUCCAAGUUGGUGGGCAAGUCAGAGCAGGGAGCUCUCUUUUCUGCGGUGGCCUGUGUGAAUAGCUUGGCCAUGCUGACGGCCUCUGGCAUCUUCAACUCACUCUACCCAGCCACUCUGAACUUCAUGAAGGGCUUCCCCUUCCUCCUGGGAGCUGGCCUCCUCUUCAUCCCGGCCAUUCUGAUUGGAGUCCUGGAGAAGGCUUAUCCAAGCCCUGAAUUCCAGCAGUUUUCUCAGAGUUCCUGAUCUGCCAGAAGCCAUGAGGAACGGUGGACCUGCCCCAGCUGGCCUUCUGAAGGCAAUACUCACUUUUGACUGGUCAAGCCAGUUAUGGACUG